AUGUACUGGCUGGUUGUCUCCUUGUGCAAGCUCGCAGCAAUUGCUAUUGGCGGGGGUGGCAAGACUGUUUCUGCAGGAGAUAUCACUGAUAAGGAGGAGGAACUACGGUGCAAAGUGAUCAUCUACAAUGGUAUUACUUAUCGACGGGGGAAUAUGAGUGAUGAGAAGCUGAGGAAAUGCGCACUGGAAAUACAGCGGUACAAUAUGCAUCAGCAGGCUCUUUAUUCCGAGUUGGGCGACGGUGCAGUGCGCAACACUUAUGUUUUUGAUCAACCCUUCGGCAAGUUGCCGAAUGAUACGACAUGCUACAGUCAAGAAGACGAAUCCACACUCAAAAUUUACAAUGUAACACUGUAUUGUGAAACGCAAGUCAUGGUCAAUCAUUCGAUUUCGAAAAGUCGUUCCAUUCUUGCUCUGCUUUUACCUCAACAUUUUUGUGAUGCAACACUUCCGGCACACAAAUUCGACAAUUUGGGCCCCCAGUAG
Gongylonema pulchrum is the source of this 486-nucleotide messenger RNA. The record is from the annotation of a GenBank genome assembly. NCBI's taxonomy places the organism in Eukaryota, Metazoa, Nematoda, Chromadorea, Rhabditida, Gongylonematidae.